ACUUAGUUUUAAAUUAAUAUGAAUAUAUUUAAUAAUACUGAUCUAAUUGAACUGAAUAUGGAAGACGAAAAUAUUUGCAACGAUGAAAUAAAUUGUGCAAAUAUAUUUGCGGCAGCCGCUUCCAACAAGGAAAACAUAAACAAUGAUGCGCUUCCAUUAAACUGGAAUAAUGGCUCAACAAAUAAUAGUCCGGAUAUAAUGGAAAAUGAUGAUAAACAUGCAAAUAAUAAUGAACAUGCAAAUUAUACAAAUAAUGGCAGUGAUCAUUUAAAUAAUUGUGAGGAUUUAUUUGGUACGGCGUUCCAGACAAGCGUUCCAUUAAAAUCGGAACUGAGCCUGGCAGCCGUGAAAUUGGAAAAACCCCAACUGGAUCUGGAAGCCGUAAAAUUGGAAAAACCCCAACUGGAACUGGAAUCCGUGAAAUCGGAAAAGCUGGACAUAAAUAUUAAGGCUGAUAAUUUAAAUAAUUGUGAAGCUAUCUUUGACAAGGAGAACCUGAAAAGAGAUGCCGUACCCUUAAAUUGGAAUAUUGGCGAUGAUUAUGAAUGUGCCGAUGUCAAACCAAAGCUAAAACUUUGUUGGUCCAUUUGUCAGAGCAAAGAUACUGAGCGCAAUGAUAAUUUAAAUGCUUUGGCGCCAAAAGCGUACAACUAUCAGGAAGUCUAUCAGGACAAAAAGGAGCGAGCGCUGCGACAGCGGGCAGAGGAGGAACGAAAAGCGCGCGAAUUUCAUAGCAGACCGGUGCCAAAUUUUAAGGCAAUGCACAAACAAUUGGAACAAGUGCAGAUCGUGCACAAAAUCACAGUGCCGAUAACGCCGGAAACCGUUAAGCAUUCCAUAGCAUAUAGAGAACGACACAAGCCACAGGAAACAAUGCAAAGCGAGCAAUACUCAAACGAUGUUGCCAGAUUGGCGCGCAAAGCAAAAUUGGAGAUGAGACCUUUUCACUUGCGUGCCGAUCAGCGAGUGCGUGAGCGACGGGAAUACGAUGCAUCGGUUCAGCAAAAUAUGGCACUAAAAAAGAAAGAGAAAGACGAGGAACGCAAGCAACAAGAAUUGGAACAACAAAGAGAACUACGAAAGAGGACGGAAUUUAAAGCACGUCCAAACCCAUUUAAAUAAUUAAUUAAAUAACUAAUAAAUACAAUACAAUAUACAUGCAUAGAUACUUCUACAAUAACACAACAAACAAUAAUUAAUUAACAAGUUUCUCUUAUUUUUUUUUUAUUAUUCAAAUGUUUUAUUUAUCUAUUAGCUAUUUUCAUUUUGUAUUUAUGGAAUUGUAUGAAUAUCAUGUAUUGUAUAAUGUGUGUGUAGAAUCGGAGAAGAGUUAGGAUUUGCCUUUAUACACUCAUUUUAGUUUAUACCCUAUAUAUUAUAUAUUUUGCAAUUUUAACGCGUGCGUAAAUUGUGAUUAAAAUUUAAAUUGGAGCAAGUCGUUCAAUAUUUUUGUAAAUGUUAUUAAUCUUAAGGAGAUCGAAAAAAAAAUUGAAACCAAUUCUAUCAGAACACGAUUUUUCAUUCAUUAAAAUACGGGGUUACGGCAUGAUCAUCUAUAUUUAUACAGAUGUAUUGUUAAAUAGACAAAACAUACAUACAUAUAUAUUAUUAUCAAACCAAUUUUUUUAAUUUUUACAAUAAUAUUGUUCAACUAACAAUAAUAAAUAUAUAUAUUUGAUUUUUAAUGAGAGACCGAUCGAUGGAAUAAAAGGUUUAUAAAGUAUCUUUAACUCUAAGCAAUAAUUAACUGUUUUCUAUUUGUAUAAAGUGAAAUAAAAAAUAAAUUUAUUAUUAAUUUUCA
Molecule: messenger RNA, 1801 nt
Organism: Drosophila innubila
Lineage: Eukaryota; Metazoa; Arthropoda; Insecta; Diptera; Drosophilidae
Product: putative mediator of RNA polymerase II transcription subunit 26
Exons: 5
Coding region: 19-1122 (367 amino acids)
Source: RefSeq, a predicted model, not a curated record